This is a messenger RNA of Halichondria panicea, 855 nucleotides long. RefSeq lists its product as uncharacterized. The transcript is spliced from 2 exons. Bases 133 to 717 code for a protein of 194 amino acids. Gene Ontology annotation, cellular component: plasma membrane; caveola. Gene Ontology annotation, biological process: caveola assembly. Gene Ontology annotation, molecular function: molecular adaptor activity. The record is from RefSeq and is a predicted model, not a curated record. NCBI's taxonomy places the organism in Eukaryota, Metazoa, Porifera, Demospongiae, Suberitida, Halichondriidae.
UGUGCAAUGGGUGUGGAAAUUUUUAAAACUAAGGGUUGCCAUUCUGCAGAAACUUGUCAUAGUUUGCAGCCAUCAACUAACACUUCAACUGACUCUUCGUCUACUAGCAUCAAGUACUGCACCUAGGUCUAUAUGACUGAAACGGAGACCAAGCUUCCCAUGUAUCAACAAGAUGUCCAUCAAGAAGCCUCACCCACUGCCCCGGCCGGAUCAUACCAGCCAAACGCUCAGCAGCUAGAGGUACAACACCAUGACGAGAGAAACGAUGAUGACAACAAUCCGCAGUCCAAGAAUGACUCCGACAUAAUACUUCCAAUAGACCCAGGAGAUGUCCCACAACAAAAAUACCUCAGUCUUGAGUUUGACGCGACCUUCCACGAGCACAAGAAGACCAGUUUGGUGAAGCCAAUGCAUGAUAUCCUCGGAAUUGUCUACAAAUGGACGAAGCUCAUCACUUAUCACGUCUUUGUGAUUAUCAUUGGGAUUCCAUUAAUGAUAGUCUGGGCUCUGGUAAAUGGCAUAACAGCAUUCACCUAUUCGUGGCUUUGGAGUCCUGCUAUGCGUAUCACUAUCUUCUGGAUUGCAGCUACACUACCUCUGGUUACCAUGCCACUGGUGACCAUCUUCAGGCCUUUGACAGAUGUGGCAGCUCGCUGCCUCAGUCAGAUCCGUGUAAAAGCAGCCCUCGAUGGAAAAGGAUUUGUUCAAAAUGUAUAAUGAGGACUUUUAAUGUUACUAACGGUACUGUACACGCAUCUUGUUAUGUGAUUGCCACAAUUCCCUUCCUGUAUCCUCUCAAUUAUAAUGAGUUUUUUGUAGUAUGUAGCUUUUAUAUGAGUUUUGCAUUACUUUUCA